GCCACUGCCACCCCCCCCCUCCCCGCCGCGGGCCAUGGCCGACGCACCGCCAUCGCCCAAGGCCAUCCUCCGCGGCCACAAGGCCCAGAUCCACGCCGCCGCCUUCCUCAGGGAUAAUGAGCGCCUCGCGACCGGCGACGCCGAGGGCCAUGUCGUCAUCUGGGACCUGUCCAUCAUGCGGCCUGCCGCGUCCUGGCGCGCCCACGAGAACGCCAUCCUGGGGCUCGAGGGCUGGGGACGGGGCAAGUUGAUCACGUACGUACGAUCCCCCGCCGAGGUCGACCGGCCGGGGCCUUGUGGAGCUACACGGCCUCUGCGCAAGUCACCCGGAUGAGUGUAUCACGGCUGACUCUUCAAAACACAAUGUGGGAAAAGACACGGACGGGACCACAAGCUCAUCGUGUGGAAACUCGCGGCCGAGGAUGAAGCCGCCCUCGGCAAGGCCCUGCCCGUCGAGAGCGUCCCCACGCCGCGCCCGAACCCCUGGAUGUUGCACCUCAUCGAGGUCAACACGCUCAACUUUUGCUCCUUCGCCGCGUGUGCGAGCCACGAGGGCACAGCCAGCUCUUCUCCUGCUUCUCCUCCUCCUCCUCCUCCCCGUGACCUCGGCGCCUCGCCGUCCGACAUCCUCAUCGCCGUGCCCAACACGCUCCUGUCCGAGGCCAUUGACAUCUUCGCGCUACCCGGCCAGACGCGCGUGCACACCGUCAAGCCCGGCGCCCAGAACGGCAUGGCCAUGUGCCUGCGGCUGCUCCACCUCGGCGGGCGCCUCACCCUCCUCGCCGCCUUCGAGAACGGGUUCGCCUCUGUGCACCGGCUGGACGCCGCCUCGGGCGCGUGGUAUACCACGUACCGCUCGCAGGCGCACUCGCAGCCCGUCCUGGCCCUCGACCUGCACCCCAGCCUCGACUUCUUCCUCACCUCGUCCGCCGAUGCCGUCAUCGCAAAGCAUCCCAUCCCCACCAGCCAGCAACCCCUCACAGAGGCCCCCGUAGACGAUUCCGACGCGGAUGAGGAAAUCGUCCGCGACACAGAAGCCGCGCCGUCCCUCCUCUCCAAGGCGUUCAACGCCAACCCCUCGCAGCCUCCUCGGGCAACACCGCAAAAGGUGCAGCCGUGGGCUCACCCGCUCAAGACGGUCAACACCAGGCACGCGGGCCAGCAGAGCCUACGGAUCCGCUCCGACGGCAAGAUCUUCGCGACGGCCGGCUGGGAUGCCAACGUGCGCGUCUACUCGUGCAAGACCCUCAGGGAGCUCGCCGUGCUGCAGUGGCACAAGGUGGGCGCCUACGCCGUCGCCUUUGCCGACGUCGGACAAGAGCAUGCCGAGCGACCGCCUCCGACCGAGGCCACCGCUCAGCAGCACGCUAUAGCUUCGUCAACGACGACGACGACGACGACUACGACGACGGACACUGUCGCCGCAAGCACCAGCAGGAGCAGCAGUAGUGGAGCUGGGAGCGCGCUCCUUGGCGUCAAGGAACGUCGCAUCAGGCAAGCCCGAGAGGCGCACUGGAUCGCUGCCGGCGCCAAGGAUGGGAAAGUCAGCCUUUGGGAUGUGUACUGACCAGCGGGUAAAUGCAUGGUCAUCAUCAUUUUACCCUCCCGACAUUUCGUGGCUUCAGACCAAAGAGUCCGAGAUAAGGCCAGGCCUUUGGUGCAAAGCCAGUCUUACACACCAUACCCUUGGCUUGCAAGAUAGGCCCUUGCCAGGUAUGGUAGCGGAGCCCAGGCUGUCAGCACUGAGAUGCUCCUGACAAUGGUUUGAGCAACGAAGAUUUGCAAGUCUCACGCAUUCACCCGCCAAGGGUCGCGCACGAGCAAUAAAUGCCCUCAUAUUAGUGCCUGCGCGUUGGCAGCGACAUCAACGGGUGUUACUACAACCAUGCUUCACUGCAGGUACAAUCUCUGUUUUUCAUACCCUUCAGCCAG
Purpureocillium takamizusanense is the source of this 1932-nucleotide messenger RNA. RefSeq names its product Astra associated protein 1 Asa1, variant 2 (gene asa1). The transcript has 2 exons. Bases 488 to 1567 code for a protein of 359 amino acids. The record is from RefSeq and is a predicted model, not a curated record. Gene Ontology annotation, molecular function: protein binding. Lineage: Eukaryota; Fungi; Ascomycota; Sordariomycetes; Hypocreales; Ophiocordycipitaceae.